This is a messenger RNA of Prorocentrum cordatum, 1161 nucleotides long. NCBI's taxonomy places the organism in Eukaryota, Dinophyceae, Prorocentrales, Prorocentraceae. The record is from the annotation of a GenBank genome assembly.
AUGGCGCGGGCGUUCUACAUUGGCAAUGGCGACGCAGGCCAGGCGUUCGUCAAAGACUCGCCAGCCUACGGGAAGGUGGAGGUCAAGGAGGCUCGCAAGGGCAUCGCCAUAUACGAGGUUGGCGAAACCGAGCUUGGCCUGACGCCCAAGGGCGAGUUGCAGCUGGACUUCAAAGUGGGCUGGCUGGCGCGCCACCCGCGCAACGGCAUGCUCUAUGGCUGUGGGGGCGGCCGGGCCCAGGCCUUCGCCGUGGCGGCGGAUGGCCAGCUGAGCCUGGCGAGCAGCGCCGACACAAUUCCCAUGGGCAACGGCGCCUUCCUGGAGCUGUCGCGGUGCGGCCGGUGGGCGCUGGUGGCCAACUACUCCAACGGCGUGGUCUGCGUGCUGCCCAUCCUGGAGGACGGCUCCCUCGGGGAGGCCACGGACUCCAAGCUCCACGGCGGCGUGCCGCUCAGCCCGGCGCUGGCGGACCGCCAGGAGUGCUGCCACCCGCACCAGGUCCGGCUAGACCCGGCCGCGGAGAGGUGGGCGCUGGUCUGCGACCUGGGGGCGGACCGCGUCUGGGUGUACGCGUUCGACGCCGCCGCUGGCGCCCUCUCCGGGGCGGCCAACAGCUCGCGGCACCUGAGGCUGCCAGAAGGUGCGGGGCCCAGGCACCUGGACUUCCACCCCGGCGGCCGGUGGGUGUACGUGCUCUGCGAGCUGGACGGCAACCUUGUGGUCUGCGACUGGAGCGCCCAGGAGGGCAGGCUGACCGUCAAGCAGAGCCUGUACGCCCUGCCAGACGGCAUGGCCUGCUGCCGCGCGCACCACGCGGGCAACUCCCACGUCCUCGCCUCGGCGGACGGGCGCAACGUCUACGCGUCGACCCGGACCGACAACCACAUCGUGGUGUUCCGAGUGGACGAGGGCACCGGCCGCGUGUCCAAGGUCCAGGCGGUGCCCUGCGGCGGGGUGUGCCCUCGGAACUUCCACCUGGACUACUCGGGGGGGCGCGGGGUUCUGCGGGUCGGGAACCAGGACUCGCAGAACGUGACGGAGUUCCGAAUCCAGAGCUCAGAUGGUACCCUGAUCGAGCCGGGCACCGUCACCUGCCUCCCUGGGAUGUGCCCCAAUGUGCUCCCGCUCCCGUUCAGCCUGACGAAGAGCCAGAAGAUUUGA